Dufourea novaeangliae is the source of this 1026-nucleotide messenger RNA. RefSeq names its product odorant receptor 4-like. Gene Ontology annotation, molecular function: olfactory receptor activity; odorant binding. The transcript is spliced from 4 exons. Gene Ontology annotation, cellular component: plasma membrane. Lineage: Eukaryota; Metazoa; Arthropoda; Insecta; Hymenoptera; Halictidae. The record is from RefSeq and is a predicted model, not a curated record. Gene Ontology annotation, biological process: sensory perception of smell; detection of chemical stimulus involved in sensory perception of smell. The coding region runs from base 19 to 1026 and encodes 335 amino acids.
AAUGUUUACUCAGUAUUUAUGGUACUAUUGCUGUACACGUUCACGUUCUGCGCGUUCGUAGACUCCGUGAUCAGCAAAGACCUCAGAACCACCACCGAUAAAUUUUCGGUGUUCAUCUCGAUACUAGGGGUCUGCAUAAAGAUCGCGAAUCUGUUUCUACAACGUGAGAAGAUCAUACGCGUGGUCGAUAUUUUGCUAACGGAGAAUUGCGUUCCGAGGGACGAGGACGAGAUGAUGAUACAACGGAAGUCCGACGCCUACGCCAGAAGGCUGACAAUAUACUGUGAGAUCCUGAACGAAUCCGCGGCGUCGUUCGCAACGGUGGCGCAAUUCGACAAAUUGAUCAGGACGAGGACAUUACCGAUAUCUGAUUGGGUACCCUACGAUCUAUCCUCGAGAAAGGUCCACAUGAUAUCUCUGUUACAUCAAACGUUUGGUUUGAUGAUCUGCGCGAACGCUAGCGUGGCCAACGAAACGCUGAUCGCUGGAUUGAUGAUCCAGGUCAGAGCGCAAUUCGAGAUAUUUUGUCAUCGAGCACGAUCCUUGCCCGUUUCACUGCUGGAAGUACAGAGGAACAGCGUCUCGAUAGAGGAUUUGGAGAACAAGAGAAAGAAGAUUCUGAGGGAGUUGGUUCAACAUCACCUUGAAAUUUACAAAUUCGCGGAGACCGUGAACGCAAUUUUCCAGUACACGAUUUUCCUCCAGUUCAUGAUAAGUUCGACGGUGCUGUGUCUGAGUAUUUACACGAUGUCGACAGCGGACUCGUUCGACGUGAACUUCGUUUGGACCUUCUCCUAUUUGUGCUGUAUGCUGAUGCAGGUGUAUUUAUACUGCUGGUUCGGAAACGAGGUGACGUUGAAGAGCAUGCAAGUAAGCGACGCGAUUUAUGAAAUGGAUUGGACCACGCUGCCCGUUAAUAUUAUGAAGGAUUUGUUGAUGAUCAUAAAGAGAUCCAAACGACCUUUCAGAAUGUCGAGCGCUCACAUUAUCACGUUAUCCACGGAUUCUUUUAUGGCCGUUAGUUAA